Messenger RNA from Cricetulus griseus (Chinese hamster), 4170 nucleotides. The record is from RefSeq and is a predicted model, not a curated record. NCBI's taxonomy places the organism in Eukaryota, Metazoa, Chordata, Mammalia, Rodentia, Cricetidae.
CUCCCGCCCCUGUGCAUCCCCCGCCCCUGUGCAUCCCGGAGGGCCCUGGUGCGAGCCAGCCGUGGCUUCUCAGUCCCAGCCCCGGGGACCGUCCCUUGGUCUAGGCCAGACCAGCGCGGAGGGGUGAGUCUGGCACUCCGCAGCAACGCGGUAGCAGGUGACCAGUCUCCACGCACCGGUGCAGCAGCAGAAAGCCGGGCCGGGCUGGCAACCGAGACGCACGUGAGGAUCUGUCAGCGCUUCGCUGGCGCCGAGCGCUUUGCCACCCUGUAUAGCCCGGACCACCGCAUCCCCGUGUUCUCAGCAUUUCGCGCUGCUCGCCCGGCGCCCCUUAGUGCUGAGCAGCGCGGGCUUCUGGAGCCGCAGAUUGAUGACCCUGGCAGCAACCUUGAGGAGGUAAUUGAAGAGGCCAAUGCUGUUACCUCUGUGAACAAUCUGGGAAGCAAGCAAGCCUUGAAUGCAGACUACCUUGACUCUAACUAUGAAAUUGGACAGCUGUACCCAUUCCUCCUUAGCAAUGACCCCCAGGUGCCCACAUUCCCACUCACAAAUUCAGUUCCAAUGACCAAGUCUUUCCAGGAACGAUGGUACAAGAAUCUCAACAGCCUCAUGGAGAGAGCCUUGAUCCCACACUGUGGCGAUGGAAAAGACCUAUAUAUCAUCACAGGCGCGGUCCCCUCGGACUACAGAGUUAAGGGCAAAGUGACGAUCCCAGAAUUUGUCUGGUUGGCAGCCUGCUGUGACAUCCCUGGUGGAGGAUGGGCCAUGGGCUUCACCAAGCACACUCAGGACAGUGGCAUCAUAGAUGAUGUGAUGGUGAGGGACCUUGAGCAGCUGCUUCCUCAUAAGCCUCAGCUGUUCCAGGACAACUGUGGAGAGACAGAGCAAGACACGGAGAAGAUGAAGAAGAUUCUGGAAGUGGUCAACCAAGUCCAAGAGGAGGAGCGGUCUCUGCUGUCUCAAGAGAGCACGAGUCCCCUCACCAGCACCCAAAGCCAGAGGUCUGCUCCACUGUCCCCAGAAGCAUCAGAGGGAGGAGGCAGCUUUCUGGGAAAAGUCCUUGGUUUCCUAUUAACACCAUUCAUCAAACUUUUCCAGUUAAUUUACUACCUUGUGAUCGCAGUCUUAAGGAAUGCCAUCCACCUCCUUUGGUUUGUUGCCAAGCAGGUGAUAAAUGGCAUUGAGAGUUGUCUAUACCGUCUGGGCGCAGCCACUGUGUCAUACCUUGUAGCCAUUGGACAAGAGUUGGUGGGCAUUCCCUGGAAAGUGCUCAAAGUUGUGGCCAAAGUCAUCAGGGCCCUUCUCCGGAUCCUCUGCUGUCUGCUGAAGACUAUCUGUCGAGCUCUGAGCAUCCCUCUCCGAGUCCUUGUGGAUGUAGCCACGUUCCCUGUGUAUACCAUGGGGGCCAUUCCCAUUGUGUGCAAGGACAUUGCUGUGGGCCUGGGGGGCACUCUCUCUCUCCUCUUUGACACUGCUUUUGGCACCAUGGGUGGUCUGUUUCAGGUUGUUUUUAGUGUCUUCAAGCGGUUUGGCUACAAGGUUACUUUUGACAAUUCUGGGGAGUUAUAGGACUCAAAAACCUAGCGGUAUCCAUUGUGAUGUAUUUUAUUUCUUUUCAACAGAGAGAGAGGAUAUUCUGUUUUUAUAGCGGGCUUCUGUUCUCGGUCAGCUACUGUGUUAUGUUUGCCUGCGGGGUGGGUUGGCUUUUUCUGCAAAGGAGUUUGGCACACUUUAGACUUGAGGGUAGGUAUGGUAUCCACUGUGCACCUGCAAGCUUCCAUGAGUGUGUUAACUUCAGUACUGUGCCCUGACUCAGAGUGAAACGCCUGGACCGACCCAGGCUUGUUAUGAAAACUAAAAAUAAGGAGGGAGAGGAUGACGUUAAAGGUUUUAAGAAAUGGAGAAAGAAUCUUGUACCUCCCAUUCCCCUUAAAGAUUUAAAGCAAACGAUCUGAAUCCUGUUGUCCAGCCUCUUAACAUUUCUUUCUCUUCCUCUCCCACCCAAUCAACUGUGAUGACAUACAGGUGACUGCUCUGUUGAAAUCCCUCCCUAUGAAGGUAGCAUCUGCUUCAACUUUGACUUUUGCCUGGUCUCAAUGGCUUAUUCGAUUUUCAUUUUCUCCCAAAGUUGAAUUUGCUAAGUCACAAUGAGCAUUUUAUGACAAAUGUGGCAUAAUAAAAUUUUAAUGCAGCCCUGAUUAGGGUAGGUCAGGUCCCCCCCCCCAGGUGUAGAAAGUGGAAAAGAGACAGUGUUAAGUAGUGCUGUAUGUCCAAGGGCAUACCUAGGGAGGCAUGGACCAUCUUACAUGAAAUCUUUGGUUGACAACGUUAAAGACAAAUAUUUGCAUGUUACUCUAAUAUGAAACUUAAUAUUUUGUGACAUCUAAUGCCAUACCAUGAGGCACUCUGACUUUUCUCCUGAAGUGAAUGUUAUAACUAUCUAGGUAAUAGACAACGUGAAAAAUAUUCUGGCCAUAUUGGGCAAAAAUACAUGUAUGUAUAUAUUUAAGAAUCAUUAUCUCUUAGAGCAUUAUUUUUAUAGGAUAUUUGAGGCUAAAAAAAUGUAAGUCCUUCCUUAAUGCAAGUUAAAUUUGAGAGCUUAUUCCCGAUUUUGAUCAAUCACUUGUAAUUUUAAAUCUUGCACUAAAAAGUAUAACAAAGUGAACCAAACAUGCUUUGUAGGAACCAAACAUCCCCACAGUGGCAAUGGAUUGUCUAGUAUUUUUUCUGAGUGUUCCAAAGAGUUGCUGUGAAGGAGAAAGGGGCCUAGUGUGGACUUCACUUGGGUACAUAGCAGCUGGAAGUUAGCUGUAAAGACUAGGAGUCUAGAAAGAAAACAGAGGGGACAGCAGUGCAUCAGCUGUCACAAGGGAGCUGACAUGGGAGAACCUGAAUGUAGCAAGAAAAAAAAUUGCAGAAGAUGAUUUGAAUUGCACCAGAGAAAACUAGUAGCCUGCAAACUUCCACAUAGCCGUGAUUCUGAGCCUAGACUUCGGACCAGCCCUCACUUGGUUUAUCAAGACUCAUAGCAGUAUUUGCCAGGAGUUUUCUCUGUGUAAAUGGGAGUGUGAGGGUUUGUGUUGGCACUGAUGGGCCAAAAAAGGGACUCUCAGAAAUAGCCACAGAAGCGGUCUGGCCAAGCCAUCAUGUGUUUAGGUCCCAGAGGCACAAGGAGGCUGUGGACUUGACUCUGCAGGUUGUGACAAACUAAGACACUCCAUCACACUGGGUAUGCCUCCCUAAGGGUAAGUAGGAUUUUAUUACCUAUAAAAGAUUUCAGGUUCUGUAUCAUCAACUGGAUUUGGCACGGUUAAUGAAAUGCCAGCUAUCCAUAUGAAACUGCAUCUCACGUGGCCCUCUUUCUUUUUAGUGAAUAUUUGCAUUCUGAGAGGCCCUAAUAGGGCACCCACGGCACCGGAACCCCUUUUUAGGGAACUACUUGGAAAUACCCCCUCCCUGUAUUCAGAUGUCUGGUUAUUUAUUUUGUGUGGCUUUUUUUUUUUAAUAUGGGAAAGGAUAAUAAGACAAAAAUAUAUCCUUUAGGUUAGUGGGCCGUGACACUUCAUUCUGGAGUUUCUGGUUGGAAGGGCCCCCAAGUCACUGGAACAAGAUGCAUUGAUCUCCGGGCUGCUGGUCCCUUCCCAGCAGGCUACUCGAGGCAGGAGUUGGAGAAGCUGAGCCCUGUCUUCAGCUUGGAGACUUUGCUGUGGCUUCAUUCCUUUCUUAGGCUCUCGGGGACAUUAGCUAACUCUGUCAUUUAAGAGCUGCUUUUCUAGUCACUGGCAGCCAUGUUCUCAGAUGUGCCCUCUGCCUUUGUGCCUUCUCCACACAAUCAAACUAGGGGAUGGAAGGAACUGAAACAAAGCAUCCUUGGCCUUCAGUCAUCCAUCUAUGUGGCAAACAUGUAUUCAGUCAUCAAGGUUGCCGAGAUGGAGAGUUCCACCAAUAAGGAGUUUCCCAUAUGCUGUGGAAACAGGUGGUAUGGUCCAUGCUGUGAUGUAUCAUAGCAAGCUCCACACUGAGGGUAUUUGCCCUGCUUCCUGUAGAACACGGAAGAAACCUGCAAGAUCAGGGAAUGAAGGACACUGUGACAGAGGGUUUGGCCACAUCAAGCUUUGUACAAUGCUGUAUACCUUGUAGAUGCUCAAUAAAGUAAUUGUUGACAACUCA